This is a messenger RNA of Linum trigynum, 2083 nucleotides long. Lineage: Eukaryota; Viridiplantae; Streptophyta; Magnoliopsida; Malpighiales; Linaceae. The record is from the annotation of a GenBank genome assembly.
UGUCACUUAAAAGUUAAAACGAAUAUACCAACACUCAGACUCUCCCAAUCCAAUUCUGGGACUAACUCUACCUUCUUCAGUUCUUCCCUUUCCCGCUCUUCUGAUCAGUCGCUCGCUAUCAAUCAGGCUCUAAAUCCCAAUUUCCAAAAUUGAUCAACCUAGGGUUCGCAAUUCCAUCGCCUUCCCAUUCCCCUUGUCUCUUCCAAAAUGCAAUUCAUUCUAGUGCUCCCACUGGGGUUUCGCUGAAAGAUGCCGUCUUUCUUGAAAUCGCCUCUCCUCUUGCUCGCUUCCUGCCUAGCGUUGCUGUCCUGCAGCUGCUGCAAUGGCCGCAUCUUCAGCUUCGAGAUGCACCACCGCUACUCCGAGACCUACAAGAACUGGUCGACACACCGGAGAACCGUCCGGUUCCCUCUUGAGAACUGGCCGCAAGAAGGAAGCUUCGAGUACUACGCUGCGCUGGCACGUCGCGACCAAUUCCUUCGUGGACGCCGGCUCUUUGGGAAUGCGGACGACGCCCCGCUAGCUUUCGCUGAUGGGAACUCCACUUUUCGGAUUAGCUCCUUGGGUUUUUUACAUUAUACGACGGUGGAAUUGGGGACGCCUGGAGUGAAGUUCAUGGUGGCCCUAGACACGGGGAGUGACUUGUUCUGGGUGCCUUGUGAGUGUAGCAGAUGCGCACCUACUGAAGGAUCUGCUUAUGCUUCUGAUUUUGAAUUCAACAUUUACAAUCCCAGUGAAUCAUCAACGAGCAAAAGGGUUACUUGCAACAAUGACUUCUGCACUCACCGCAGUCGCUGCCUUGGGGCUUUCAGCAAUUGCCCUUACACGGUCUCUUAUGUUUCCGCUAAAACAUCCACUUCAGGAAUCUUGGUACAGGAUGUUUUGCACUUAACUUCGAAAGGAAGUUCUGCAGAUGUUGUUGAGGCAACAGUUACUUUUGGUUGUGGACAGGUCCAGAGUGGCUCAUUUCUGGAUAUUGCAGCUCCUAAUGGUUUACUUGGGCUUGGCAUGGAGAGAAUUUCUGUUCCUAGUACUUUAUCCAGGGAAGGGCUAACUGCAGAUUCUUUUUCAAUGUGCUUUGGGAGUGAUGGUGUUGGAAGGAUCAAUUUUGGGGACAAGGGUAGUCCUGACCAGGAGGAAACUCCAUUUAAUCUCAACCCAUCACACCCAACAUAUAAUAUCACUGUGACUCGGGUUAGAGUAGGAACAACCUUAAUAGAUGCAGAUAUCACAGCUCUUUUUGAUUCUGGGACCUCCUUUACUUACUUAGUCAACCCAAUCUACACAAGAAUCUCAGAGAGUUUCCAUUCACAAGCACGAGAUAGCCGACGCCAGCCUGACUCUAGGAUCCCAUUUGAGUAUUGCUAUAAUAUGAGUCCCGAUGCAAACGCUAGCUUGAUACCAAGUAUGACUCUGACCGUCAAAGGAGGCAACCAUUUUGCUGUCUAUGACCCAAUAAUUGUCAUCUCCACUCAGGGUCAACUUGUAUACUGCCUGGCUAUUGUAAAGAGUGUGGAGCUCAAUAUAAUUGGACAGAACUUCAUGACAGGGUACCGUAUAGUGUUUGAUAGAGAAAGACUUAUGCUGGGGUGGAAGAAAUUCAAUUGUUAUGAUGUUGAGGAGUACAGCAAAGUCCCUGUAGAGCCAUUGAUGGUUCCCCCCUCUGACGUUGGUGGCGCUGGAUCUCACAACAACUUGACCACUGAAGAAGAUGAUGAGGAAACAAGCCUGAUGAUGUGGUGACUUUGGUCAGUCAAGUCAACCGCGGUUCAUUUAUGAGAACAGGACAAGGGCCAUGCUUAUAAGAGGCAUACGUACAUACCGUGUUGUUCAGUUCAUAGGGAGACAGUAGGAACUGAUACGAGAGGUGGCGGAUCCAUUCUUCUUGCCUCCAGAUCUUGUGUUUUUGUGUAUGGAGAACUAUGGAAUGUAGAAAUUGCAUCCAUUUCUCUCAGCUUUGUUCUUUUUGAUAGGCCACUCACUGGCCUGCCAAUUCUUCCUCUUUGUCAUCGAUACUGACAUGCGCUAGUGUAGUAUAGGGCAAAAGUUUCACUCUUAUGAGUAGUAAAAAUAGCAGAAACUC